This is a messenger RNA of Rhipicephalus sanguineus (brown dog tick), 1345 nucleotides long. RefSeq lists its product as uncharacterized. The record is from RefSeq and is a predicted model, not a curated record. The transcript is spliced from 4 exons. Lineage: Eukaryota; Metazoa; Arthropoda; Arachnida; Ixodida; Ixodidae. Bases 163 to 1332 code for a protein of 389 amino acids. Gene Ontology annotation, molecular function: protein binding.
GCUACGUCGAACGAAGUGUUCGGCCUGUUCUUUCUCAGUUCGGUGUUCAAUUCAGUAGGGCUUCAUCUUUUUUUGUGUGCGACUCACGGGAUUGUGAAUAUACGGGAGCGCAAAUAACCCUUCCGUCGACACAGGAUCAAAGCCUCUUCCUUGGUUGGAAGGAUGAAGCCGACGGGCCGCGAGUACCGUAUGACCGGCUUCGGCGAUUUCCUGGAGUGGCGCAUGCUGCGAUUCGCCGAACCUUUGCCCAAGAUCAGGGUGUGCGCACUGUGCGGCGUCGUGGCGUCCGUUGUGAAGCUGCUUCCCUGCACCCACGUGCUCUGCGAGUGCUGCGAGGGUCAGGCCAUCGACAUGGGUCGCCUCUGUCCCAUCGAGGGCGCCAGCUUCGCCGGAGAAGACUUACAGACCUUGCCGUUCUCCCGACGCGACCUGGGCGAGCGACAGGUCUUCUGCUUCAACAACACCGGACACGACAAACAAGGCGGGUGCGAUUUCAGCGGGAAGCUGGAAGAGCUCGAGCGGCACUUCAUGGUGGAGUGCUUCCACGGUGUCGUGCGCUGCUCCAAGUGCUCGGGUGAGGUCGCCCGCAAGGACGCCUUCGAGCAUUACGUCGGAUGCGUCGCAGGCGACGACUGGAGUUCCAGCGGCGUGUCCUCCGACAGCAGGGUGAGCUUCAUCCCCGAGAACAUGGCGCGCGUGGUGGCUGCGCUCAGGGAGAUACAGGAAGGUCUGAAGAAGGCUUCGCUCGACGACUCCACGGGCGACUCCAAGCUCGCCGCGCUCCGACACAGGGCCGACUCUCUCGCGAACUUGCUCGACUUCCUCAACCCUGCGAGCGAGAGUGGUGACGAGGCCGAUAGGAAGUCUCAGCGCUUUAGUUGGUGCGACUCCGAGACAGGCACGGCGACGCUCUGCAAGUUCGCGGGUGUAGCGUCUAUGCGCAAGGCCGACGACCCGGUGCUCAGACUGAGCCAGCCUCACAAGCUGGACGGGUACACCUUCACCGUGGCCUGCAAGUUCGAGAGGUCGUGGGGCAAGCUCUCGGGGGUCACCCUGCUGUUCGCCCUCUGCGCCGGCCACAAGGACGACGUCGUGGAGUGGCCGUUCGCCAAACGCGUCACACUCAGCAUCGCGCACACCAAGAAGGAUGGCAGCGACAUCCGGGUCCCAGUGAAGAUGUGUCCCGAAAAGGACGACGCGGAGUGCCUGAACAGGCCUCACGCCGACGCCGCGCCCAAGUGGAUGCACUCUGAGAUGGUCAGCUGGAAGCAGGUCGAGAAGAACGGUCUCGUUCACGAAGACUGCCUGUUCAUCGCUGUUGCCUUUGAGUAAAAAAAUAGCUUUU